UUUUCUGCUGACUUGUGAAUGGUUUACUGGCAUCCGUGAACAACUUUGCACGGCAAAUGUGGCAUGAUGAUCCAAAGGUAGAGUGUAAGGAUUGGCGUGCGGCUGGAAGUCACGACGGAAACGGAACAUCUCUCUUCAUCCUGUCAGUGCUUCUCUGUCUGCUCUUCAACCAGGAGAAGUUCACAAUGAUGAUGCGUGCAGCCGUGGGUCUCUGGGUCCUAUCAGUGGUUAUCUGCGUGGGCAGAGGCCAUCACCAUCCCAAUCAUUUGGGUCACGGCAACGACAAGGCCGGCCAAGACACUGUAGUGAACGGCAGCGCCAGCAGCGUCUCCCUGGUGAACGAAGUAAACCAAGAGUUUUCCUUCCGACUCUACAGGCAGUUAGCAGCUCAUGCUGACUCUCAGGGAAAGAAUAUCUUCUUCUCCCCGGCUAGUGUGUCGACCGCCUUGGCUGCGUUGUCCGUGGGAGCGCAGGGGGAGACUCACCGUCAGCUUUUCAGUGGUCUGGGCUUCAACAGCUCCCUCCUGACGCAGACAGAUGUGGACCAGGUCUUCCAGACCUUCCUCCAGAGGGCCAACAACACAUCUCAAGAGGACGGUAGCGAAGGGACCGCGGUGUUCGUGGACAACGGCUUCAAGCCCAAGCCGGAGUUCCUGCAGACCCUGAAGCAGUCGUACCUCGCAGAUGGGUUCAAUGUGGACUUCACCAACACCACAGAAAGUGCUGAUACCAUCAAUAAGUACGUGGAGGAGAAGACCAACGGGAAGAUUGAUCAGCUGGUGGAAAACCUGGAUGAAAGCACUGUCAUGUAUCUCAUCAGCUACAUCUACUACAAAGGAAAGUGGGAGACUCCAUUUGACCCCAAGCUCACCAAGCAGGACGACUUCAACGUGGACGAGAACACCAAGGUUCCGGUUCUCAUGAUGAAUCUGGAGGAUAGUUUCAAAACCUAUCACGACCACGAUCUGAACACGACGGUCCUUCAGCUCCCCUUCAACAGCUCCUACUCCAUGCUGCUGAUGUUGCCUGACGUCAUGGCAACACUGGAAAACGCCAUUGGCCCGAAGCACGUCACCAAAUGGUUGAAGGCUAUGAUGAGACCCAGGGUACUUGAUGUAUAUAUUCCAAAGUUCUCCAUCAAGACUUCCUACAACCUGAAAGAUGUGCUGUCAGAAAUGGGAAUGACAGACAUGUUUGGUGAUCGUGCAAAUUUGAGAGGCAUUUCAGAGGAGGAAAGUCUGCAAGUCUCACAAGUUGUGCACCAAGCUACGCUGGACGUGGACGAGGCCGGAGCCACCGCUGCUGCCGCCACGGGCAUUGACAUCGCAAGUAAUUCUGUCGUCCCUGUGUUGAAGUUCAAUCGUCCAUUCAUGGUCAUCAUCACUGAACGCAACACAGAGAAAAUCCUCUUCUUGGGGAAGAUUAUCAACCCAACCAUCUGAUGGAUCAUGACUCGAGCACAGCUGUUGCAUCUCAUAUAAAGGAGUCAGAAAAAAUUGUGUUUUUUGUCUCUUGCUUUAUUGAGAGUGUAAACAGUUUUUAUAUAAUCUUUCAAGGUAAAAUAAUGUAGUGAUAAAAUAUACUUAAUACUUAACUACUAAUAAUACUUCCCUAAGCAUUUGGUAUUCAUUUAUAACUGAUCAGAUUUUAAAAAUACAAUAGAGCUCAACAGUGACCACCCACUUUUUGAACCGCUGUAGUUCUGGGUAUUAAAAUCCAUUAUGUAAGUAAAAGUACGACUUCCACAGUGUAAAAGUACAAGUCCUGCAUUGAAAAUGUUACUUCAGUAAAAGUCUGUAAGUAUCGUCAGGAAAAUGUACUUAAAGUAUAAAAGUACUUAAUGCAGAAAAAUCCUCACAUUUUGGAAACUGGAAACAGUUGAUUUCAUACGAACUUCUGUCUUCUACAGGAGCAGAAACUUUGUUUCACAGCUCACAGUCAGUUUACCUUGGAUGGUUUAGACAUUGUGGCUAAUAAUCAAAAUCCUUGUAGAGAAAGUGAAUUGGAUUUUUAAACUUGAUGGGACAGUGUGAAUUCUGUAUGUUCGAGGCUGACACUACUCUGAAUUGCUGGCUUGAAUGUGUAAUAAGUAAUUGAAGUAGUAGGAAGAGUUGAAAAAGUGAGAAUGGGUUUAUUUGGUAUGAAUAUUAUUGAGAAGUUAAAUAAUACAAAUAAUGUUUGAAAGAUAUGUUUUUAGAAAAGGCUGACUCAAAGCUGGAAAUCGCUUAAAUGUGUAAGAAGUAGAUAAAGUAGUAAAAGUUAUUAACACAACAUGGAGAAAGUCCUCUUCAUAGGCAAGAUUACAAAACCCAACCAUCUGAUGGAACAUCACUUUGUGUUUGCUUGAGCACAGCUUGAGCUCAUAUAAAGGAGUCAGAAAAUC
Messenger RNA from Perca fluviatilis (European perch), 2383 nucleotides. Its product is annotated as serine protease inhibitor 2.1-like. Gene Ontology annotation, biological process: negative regulation of endopeptidase activity. The coding region runs from base 57 to 1442 and encodes 461 amino acids. Gene Ontology annotation, molecular function: serine-type endopeptidase inhibitor activity. The record is from RefSeq and is a predicted model, not a curated record. NCBI's taxonomy places the organism in Eukaryota, Metazoa, Chordata, Actinopteri, Perciformes, Percidae. The transcript has 7 exons.